Messenger RNA from Acipenser ruthenus (sterlet), 2193 nucleotides. Its product is annotated as cytochrome P450 3A30-like. The coding region runs from base 10 to 1566 and encodes 518 amino acids. The transcript is spliced from 2 exons. The record is from RefSeq and is a predicted model, not a curated record. Gene Ontology annotation, molecular function: steroid hydroxylase activity; heme binding; iron ion binding. Lineage: Eukaryota; Metazoa; Chordata; Actinopteri; Acipenseriformes; Acipenseridae.
AUCUGCUCGAUGUUGGUCGCCAUGACACCUAGAGCAAGACGCGAGGUCCUCCGCUAUCCCAGCAUCCCGAGUUGCGCGGUACCAGCAUGCAUUGCGAAAACGUUUCGGAGACUGGGGAUUCCAGGACCCAGACCAUGGCCGUUUAUUGGAACCCUUUUGGAAUACAGGAAGGGCUUUUUCGCUUUCGACACAGAGUGUUUUCAGAGAUAUGGGAAAAUCUGGGGCUUCUAUGAUGGCAGGCAGCCUGUUUUAGCAGUCAUGGACAUGGGGAUCAUUAAGACCAUCCUGGUGAAGGAAUGCCACUCCAUCUUCACAAACCGAAGGAACUUCCGCAUUAACGGGCCCAUGAAUGAGGCGCUGACGGUGGUGGAGGAUGAGAAGUGGAGACGAAUCCGCUCAGUGUUGUCCCCCACCUUCACCAGCGGCCGGCUGAGGGAGAUGUUUCCCAUCGUCAAGCACCACGGGGCUGUGCUGGUGCGGAACCUUGGGCAGAAGGCAGAAGCCAACCAGGUCGUGGAUAUGAAGCAGAUCUUUGGCGCGUACAGUGUAGAUGUUGUCACCAGCACCUCCUUUAGCGUCAACAUCGACUCUCUCAACAACCCCCAGGACCCCUUCUUCACAAACAUCAAAAAGAUGCUCAAGUUCAGCCUCUUCAACCCUUUGCUCAUCCUUUUAAUACUGUUUCCCUUUCUCAUCCCUUUGAUGGAGAAAAUGGACAUCAGCUUCUUCCCUAGGGACCUGGCUGACUUCUUCAUAGGAUCCAUCAGGAAGAUAAAGGAAAACCGCCAGAAGAACGUUCACGGCAGUCAUCGUGUGGACUUCCUGCAGCUCAUGGUGGAUUCCCAGGUUUCCGAGGGAGCCCCCCAAGACCACGAGGAGCAGCAGCAGCCCCACAAGGCUCUGACUGACAGCGAGAUCCUCGCUCAGGCCAUGGUCUUCAUCAUGGCCGGCUAUGAAACUACCAGCAACUCUCUCUCCUUCGUGGCGUACAACCUGGCCACCUGCCCCGAGUGCAUGCACCGGCUGCAGCAGGAGAUAGACCAGGUCCUCCCGAACAGAGCCCCUGUCACCUACGAGGCUCUGCGAUGCAUGGACUACCUGGAUAUGGUGCUCAAUGAGUCCCUUCGACUCUACCCUCCAGCGGGCAGGCUUGAGCGGGUGUGCAAAAAAACCAUUGAGAUCAACGGGGUGACCAUCCCCCAGGGCACCACCGUCACUGUGCCAGUGUUCGCCCUGCACCGGGACCCGGAGCUGUGGCCCGAGCCAGAGCAGUUUAACCCUGAGAGGUUCAGCAAAGAAAACAAAGAGCGCCUGGACCCUUACUCCUACCUGCCCUUCGGAGCCGGGCCCCGCAACUGCAUCGGGAUGAGAUUCGCUGUGCUCUCCAUGAAGGCGGCUUUGGUUCAGAUUCUACAGGAAUUCACCUUCUCCCCCUGCAGUGAGACACAAAUCCCUCCUGAGCUGUCAAUCACUGGACUGCUGCAGACCAAGAAGCCCAUCGUACUGAGCGUCACCCGUCGAGCCACUGCUCACCACGAGAAAGGAAUGUGGGAGCCCGUAACUUAGCAACCAUCGCAGAGGGCUCAACACACGCUUUGCCAUCAUGUGAAAUGGCAAAUUAGGAAUGUAAGUAGCAGUAGAUUGCAUAACAUCCUGAAUAAAAUGUAUGUGUUAAUAUUCUGACUUUAUAUAUAUAUGUUUUUAAAUACACAAUUUCAAUUAUGUAAUAUCUCAACAUUUAAAUUGUAGUCUGCUGUAAUGUCUAUACUGCAAAUAAAGUUUGUGAAAUAUUUGACUUUUUUUCUUUUUAAGUAACUAAUUGUUUACUAUAAGUUUAUUGUCCUUUAUAAGGAUGAUAUACCAAAGCAAGGGGGUAAACAGCAGCUGGACACCCAGCAUGUUACAAUAAAACAUGCUUUUCUUAAGUGUUUUUACUGAUUCAUGCUGUACUCUCUCAGUAUUUCUAUGUAUGGUAUAUGUAAAUUAAUGGAAAUGGUAUCCCUGAGGUGUUAAGAAAAAAGCUGAAUCUCCAUGUUGCAUGUCAGUUUCAGUCACAAUGGGCAAGACAGCAGGUCUCGCUGACUUUGGUAAAGGACUGACAGGGAAAUAUAGUGAUGCUUCUCAGACUAGCUUGGUGCUAUUUUAAAACCGUGGUAUAUGUACUUGAAGUAAAUAAACAUAUUUUCAAAAGUG